UAGCUCCUCUCUGCUGUAUCAGCAUGAUCAUUAUCAUGGUCAGGUUCUUUAAUUAUUGUGAUUGCAUUUUUAAUUUAAUCAGCAGAUGCAAAUGAGUUGGCUAUCUAUGGCCCCAACCCAUAUCUUGGCAUGUAAAUUUAAAGAAAGAGACAAGACUUUUCCUAACCCCAAUAAAACAGGCCUGCUAAACAAAGCCAUUACCCUCUCGAACAUCCCUUUCCUCUACGGUUCUUGCGCCUCCGUUUCGGCCGAGUGCCAGAGAUUUUGCCCAGCUUGAUCACUCACAUAAAUGCUUCAUUCUUUCAAAUAUGAGGGUUUCCUCUUCUUCUUCCUCAUCACCUCACUCUAUGUGUAAACACUAGGGUUAAAAUGUUUGGCAGGAACCCUUACCUCAUCCCGCCCCGUUCCGCCCCCGGCCCCGUCGACCUCGACGGGGUCGAAAUCUUGCUCCACCACCACCACCACCACUACCCCGAGGCCUUCCCGGGGCUCUACCUCGCCCACGCCCACGCCGCCGAAGACGGCGGCGUGGGCGUGGGCGCCGAGGCCGAGGCCGAGGCCUCGGCGCCCCCCGCGAGGAAGCAGGCGGGGGCGAAGAAGGAUCGGCACAGCAAGAUAAACACGGCGCAGGGGCCGAGAGAUCGGCGGGUCCGCCUCUCCAUCGGCAUUGCGAGGAAGUUCUUCGAUCUUCAGGAGAUGCUGGGCUUCGACAAGCCCAGCAAGACGCUCGAUUGGCUGCUCACCAAAUCGAAAACCGCCAUUAAAGAGCUGGUGCAGAGCGCCAGCGGAAACUCCUCCCCCUCUGCAUGCGAGAUGAUCUCUUCCGAGAACGGAGGUGAAUACUCCAACGCCAACCGGCGGAAGGACAAGGCGGCGGCGCCCAGCGUCGCGAAGGAGUCGCGGGCGAAGGCGAGGGCGAGGGCGAGGGAGCGGACCCUCGAGAAGAUGUGCAUCAAGCAGCUCGGUGGAGAUAGGUGUGAUGCUUCUGAUCUCAACGCCUCAUCAUCGUUUCAAUGCAGGAACAAUCAACAGCUUGAGUUUUUGCAGCUCUCUGCAGGCUCCUCCACCGCCGCCGGAUUCCGCGACCAUCCCGUUUAUCAUUUCCCCUCGCCGCCGCCCACGCAAGACCUAAUUCAAGAAUCGGUGGUGAUCAAACGCAAGAACAAGAUUAAUAGCAAUAACCCUUCCUCGCUUUUGGGGUUUCAGCAAAAUCUUGUGUUGAACUCAAACUACAUGAUCCCAUCCGCCGCCAAUGAGAAUUGGGAUAAUGUUUUUGGGCAAUCCAACUUGCAUGCCGCCUUUGAUCACCACAAGUUCUUCAAUAGCAGCUCAAACAUAUAGGAAGAAGAAGCUCUUUCGAUUUCGGACUAAUGUUGCUCAUUUUGUGUUUAAAGAAUUGAUGUAAGUUCUUUUGCUACUUUGAUUUUGAGCAAUUAAUUCAAUAUUGAUGUAAUAUCUUUUGUCUCUGAACUUAAUUCCUCAAGUAUAUAGACUAUGGAUCAAUCUUUUCUAUUAUAAAUGCAAUUUGCUUUUGUCAUGA
Salvia miltiorrhiza (redroot sage) is the source of this 1540-nucleotide messenger RNA. Its product is annotated as transcription factor DICHOTOMA-like. Lineage: Eukaryota; Viridiplantae; Streptophyta; Magnoliopsida; Lamiales; Lamiaceae. Bases 370 to 1341 code for a protein of 323 amino acids. Gene Ontology annotation, cellular component: nucleus. Gene Ontology annotation, biological process: regulation of secondary shoot formation. The record is from RefSeq and is a predicted model, not a curated record. Gene Ontology annotation, molecular function: sequence-specific DNA binding; DNA-binding transcription factor activity. The transcript has 2 exons.